AUGGCUCAGCCGCAACCGCAGACGCAGGCGCAUCCGCAGCAGCAGCAGGCGGGGCAGCAGAGGCCGCGAGGGGCGGUGAAGCAGGUGGUGGUGGUGGUGGAGGGCACGGCGAGCAUGGGGCCGUGGUGGGCGCUGCUGCGACGCCUCUACCUGCACCCGCUGCUCAAGUGCGUACGCGUCCCUGCAGCGCGCCAUGCGAUCCCAUCCACUCACUCCUCUCGUCCUGCUCUCUCGUCCCUUUCCCUCCAAUUCCUGCUCUCCUCAUCGCAUCCCUGUCCUCUCCCCGUUCCCCUCCGUGCCUCGCCCUCCGCCCUCUUCCCUCUGCCCCCCUGCCCUCCGCCCCCUUUCCCUCCGCCCCAUUUCCUCCCCCCCUCUGCCACCCCCCUCGCCCUCCGCCCGCGUGCCUCCGCGCAUGCCGUGGUCGCCAGGGCAUUCUGCAGUGUCGACUCGCUCACGCAGGUGAGGCGCCCUUCCCAGGUGAGGCGCCCUUCCCAGGUGAGGCGCCCUUCCCAGGUGAGGCGCCCUUCCCAGGUGAGGCGCCCUUCCCAGGUGAGGCGCCCUUCCCAGGUGAGGCGCCCUUCCCAGGUGAGGCGUCCUUCCCAGGUGAGGCGCCCUUCCCAGGUGAGGCGCCCUUCCCAGGUGAGGCGCCCUUCCCAGGUGAGGCGCCCUUCCCAGGUGAGGCGUCCUUCCCAGGUGAGGCGCCCUUCCCAGGUGAGGCGCCCUUCCCAGGUGAGGCGCCGUUCCCAGGUGAGGCGCCCUUCCCAGGUGAGGCGCCCUUCCCAGGUGAGGCGCCCUUCCCAGGUGAGGCGCCCUUCCCAGGUGAGGCGCCCUUCCCAGGUGAGGCGCCCUUCCCAGGUGAGGCGCCCUUCCCAGGUGAGGCGCCCUUCCCAGGUGAGGCGCCCUUCCCAGGUGAGGCGCCCUUCCCAGGUGAGGCGCCCUUCCCAGGUGAGGCGCCCUUCCCAGGUGAGGCACCCUUCCCAGGUGAGGCGCCCUUCCCAGGUGAGGCGUCCUUCCCAGGUGAGGCGCCCUUCCCAGGUGAGGCGCCCUUCCCAGGUGAGGCGCCCUUCCCAGGUGAGGCGCCCUUCCCAGGUGAGGCGCCCUUCUCAGCUGCGCCCUUCUCAGCUGCGCCCUUCUCAGGUGCGCCCUUCUCAGGUGCGCCCUUCUCAGGUGCGCCCUUCUCAGCUGCGCCCUUCUCAGGUGCGCCCUUCUCAGGUGCGCCCUUCUCAGGUGCGCCCUUCUCAGGUGCGCCCUUCUCAGCUGCGCCCUUCUCAGCUGCGCCCUUCUCAGGUGCGCCCUUCUCAGGUGCGCCCUUCUCAGGUGCGCCCUUCUCAGCUGCGCCCUUCUCAGCUGCGCCCUUCUCAGCUGCGCCCUUCUCAGCUGCGCCCUUCUCAGCUGCGCCCUUCUCAGCUGCGCCACGUUGCCCCUGCUAGAUGCAUCCUAACCUCCUUUCCUCUCCUCCUCUCCCGUUUGCAGCCUCUCGCCUCGCUGCUGCAGCAGACGCCCUUCACAGCCUCACCUGCCGUCUUCCUCUCGUGGCUCGACGCCCUCUCCUUCUCGGGGGGCGGCGCUUCCGACGCCGCCGUUGCUGAAGGCCUCUCAGAGGCGCUGCUGCCACGUGGUGCCCGUGGCAGCCCAGCCCAGCACCACCCUCCCACCUCACCUGCUCUGUCCUCUUCCCCCCUCCUCCAUCCUUCCCUCCCCUCGCCCCCUCCUCCUCACCGUCAUCCUUUUCCCCUCCAGAUGCUGUGCCCCACGCCUGCCCCCACAGCCACCCCACCAGCAGGCUUGGAGCGCCACAAGCACGUGGUGCUCGUCGCUGCCUCGCCACCCCACCGCCUGCCCACCCCCGUCGUCAAGCCGCCCCUACCCACCACAACCUCUGCUGCUGAUGGUGCUGGUGGCAGUGGCGGCGGCGGGAGCGCGUGGGAGGCAGCAGCGUGGUGGCUGGCGUCGGCCCACACGGUGGCAUCCCUCUUCGCCCACCCGCAGGCAAAGCGCAGCCCCAGAGCAGCGGAGGCAGUGGCGGACGCGGCACGGCAGCACGCCCACCACGUGGCGCUCAUUGCUGAGGGCUUCCUGGAGGCGCGCACCGUGCUGCACCGCGCCCCCCCGCCCAAUGAGGCCGUUCCACGUGGCGCCCAGGCGGUGGGCCCCUCUCCUGGUGGAGGAGGGCCCGCGGCGGGGGCUGGUAGUGUGGCAGCGGUGGCGAUGGCGGGCUCAGUAGGGCGACUGCCACAGCAACCCGGGGCGCCCAUGGUUCAGCAGGCAAAGCAGGUUGCUGUGGGUGUGGAUAACGCCCUCACCGCGUCCAAGGUAUGCGCUUAUUGUGCAUUCAAGUUCAACGGCGGGAUGUACCGGUGCGCCCAGCACAUCACCGGCUGGAACGGCAUGCGGCGUCGUGAAGUGCGCUUGUGCUCCGACGCGCCGAAGUCGGCGCGUGAUGGCGUCAAGGCGGUUUACGAGGACAAGCAGAAGGCCCGCGACAACAAGCGAUCGGCGGAGCGAUCCGCUAUUGCCGCGGUUUCCAACUCUGCGGGCGCGCCAAAAAAGAGUCGCAUGACGGACUUCUACGGCGAUGAAUCUACGUGCGCUAAGAAGGAGGCGGAUGACUCAAUUUGCCUUCUCUUCGCGGCCCUCCGUCUUCCCGAGCAUCAUGCAGACCACCCACUGUGGCGCAACGCGGUUUCCUGCAUCGCACGCGCGGGUGGUUCAUACACGCCACCGAAGCGACGCUUCAUCGGAGGAGCCGGCCUCCGAAACUGCCGGCAACGCAUCGAGGUCGCUCUUGCGCCGAUCGCCGCAAGCUGGCGCCGUAACGGCGUCACCAUCGCUUCAGACAUGAUGACCGACGCCUCGGGCCGCCCACAAGCAAACGUGCUGCUCAUAAACGACAGCGGCGCCGUCUUCACCGAAGCGGUCGACACACAGAUGGAGGUGAAAACAGGCGGCUACAUUGCGGGGAUGUUGAGGCCGAUCAUUAAAAAGGUGGGAGCCGAGAACGUGGUGGCACUCUGCAUGGAUGGAGGCUCGAACUACGCUGCGGCAUGCCGGGAACUCAUGGUGGAGUUCCCACACCUCGAACAAGUCCCGUGCGCGACCCAUGUCCUCGAUCUCCUCAUGGAGGACAUUGGGAAGAUGAAUUGGGCGAGGGUGGUGGUCACGCGGGCGGCCGAGAUCAUAAACUUCGUUCGUAGCCACCACUUCACGCGUGGCUACUUGCGGAGCCCCCUCGUCAACGACGGCAAAGGCAAGCAGGUUCUCAAGCCUGCGGGAACCCGCUUCGGGACCCAGUUCAUCGCGGUCUCACGCCUGGUCGAGCUCCGCAUGUCUCUGCUGCAGAUGGUCUUGAGCGAGGAAUGGCGGCCUUGGGCGACAGGGGGAAGGAGGGCGAGCGCGGAGGUGUUUCACGGGUACAUCCUCGACUCGGAAUGGUGGAAGGUGGCCGAAUUCUUCACGGUGCUGAUGGAGGCUCCCUUCAAGGUGAUGCGCGCCACGGACGGCACCGCCAAAGGGAUGAUGGGGCGGCUUUACGACUUGAUGCUGCAGCUCACCGAGGAUGUGCACGACAUCCUCGAGGCGAAGGGCGACGAGUUCCUGACGCGGGGGGAGAUGGGGGAGAUCAGGAAGAUUGUGAAGGCAAGGUGGGAUGAGGGUUUGGCAUGCCCCAUGCAUGUGGUUGGCCGAAUUUUAAACCCGGCCAACCAGGAGGAGGGCAUUUUCCGCAACGACGUGGAGUGCACCCGUGUUCUGAAAGCCUACAUCUCCAAGCACUACGACGAUGUCACCAUCACAAGCAAGGAUGGUGAAGAGCGUCGUGCCUCCCUUGUCUUGCAGGAAGGGCUCACGGCAUUCCUGAACCUGGAGGGGAGUUUCGGCAUGCCUGCAGCGAUUGCUGAUCGCGAAGCUGUGAAAGCAGAGACCCACACUGCUCUCCAGUGGUGGGAGUGGCACGGGACGGACUACCCUCACCUGGCGACGCUCGCAUGCCGCUCGCUCACGCAGCCCGUGUCCGCCUCGUCGUGCGAGCGGAAUUGGGCGGUGUGGGACGGGGUGUACACCGCCAAGCGCAACCGCCUUGGCUCUGAAAAGUGCCGGGAUUUGGUGUACGUUGCGCACAACUGGAAAGUUGUGCACAACUGGUACACCGUCCCGGAGGGCCAGGGGGUGGUCACGGGCAACAUUGAGGCCCCUCCCCUUCCCGAGGGGUACAAGGUGGCAGAAGAGGGGUGGGAGGAGGAGGCGGACCAGGGGGAGGAUGUCAUCAUGAACGAUGAGUAUGAGUAG
Messenger RNA from Closterium sp. Naga37s-1, 4284 nucleotides. NCBI's taxonomy places the organism in Eukaryota, Viridiplantae, Streptophyta, Zygnematophyceae, Desmidiales, Closteriaceae. The record is from the annotation of a GenBank genome assembly.